AUGUUUUGCAUUUGUGGAACACUGGUUUACGUAAGAUCAGAUAGCAGCAGGGUAGAGUGCCCAAGAUGCAAGAGGGAAAACAGUGUCGCUAUGAUCAAGCCUACAUAUACGGAGGUUAAGGUCCAAAGGGAUCUGCACAUAGAAGCCGUUGAUGUCCAGGGUGCCAAGAUCAAGCACAGAUGUCCUGCAUGCGGUGCUGAGGAGAUGAUGUACAAUACUGCACAGCUGAGGUCCACUGACGAAGGCCAAACGGUCUUCUACUCCUGCAAGUGCGGAUAUAGACAGACAGUUCAAUCGUGA
Encephalitozoon cuniculi GB-M1 is the source of this 300-nucleotide messenger RNA. RefSeq names its product DNA-directed RNA polymerase I core subunit RPA12. The transcript has a single exon. Gene Ontology annotation, biological process: DNA-templated transcription; termination of RNA polymerase I transcription. The coding region runs from base 1 to 300 and encodes 99 amino acids. NCBI's taxonomy places the organism in Eukaryota, Fungi, Microsporidia, Unikaryonidae. Gene Ontology annotation, molecular function: DNA-directed RNA polymerase activity; nucleic acid binding; zinc ion binding. The record is from RefSeq and is marked provisional. Gene Ontology annotation, cellular component: RNA polymerase I complex.